Messenger RNA from Closterium sp. NIES-67, 2953 nucleotides. The record is from the annotation of a GenBank genome assembly. NCBI's taxonomy places the organism in Eukaryota, Viridiplantae, Streptophyta, Zygnematophyceae, Desmidiales, Closteriaceae.
UAGGCCAGUAUGCCAGUGAAAGAAAAGGUAGUUCACUAUGGCCAUGGCUUGCCGUGAUUAGGUCUGCUCGCCGUGUGAUUACCCGUCACUAUUUUCCAGCAAAUCGGCGUCCCUAAUCACACGUCAGCUCCAACCUCCGCGAUAAGUGCAGCCAUGAGCGCGAGCUCCGCUCGAAUAUAGCUCAUUCAGCUUCCACUACGAGAGUUCCAGGUCUCGUUUCGAAGCUAACACUGAUUGCUGGUAACGCGAUCCUUCACUGUAGCAUUGGUAGCACUCUCCACCGUUCUCCGCCGUUCUCCACCGUUCAGCAUUCGCUGCCGCCAUCAUGAAGGCCAGCGCGGCCAGCAGUCGCGGGGCGGCGCGCUUAUGGACGGCCGCGGGAUCGUCGCCGCGCGGCGGAUCCAUGCGAGGGAUUGGCGAAGCGUCGCAGACGUCGCGUUCGCGAAAGGGCAAGAAGAGUCGCUCGCUCGUGCGACGCCUCCUGAAGUGCCGCUUCCAGACCUUCAUCCUCUGCGUCGUUCUGGUGGUGCUGUGCAGCGCGCUUGUGUUUCUCUUCGUGGUCGACAAGUUCCCUUUCUCCAUGGGGGCUAAAGACGCCGCUGCUGCUGCCGCUGCCACAGACGACCUUUCCACGUCAGCAGCAGAGACGAAGCCGUCCCACGUGGCAAUGGAUCUGAGCGCACAUGGCAAGCACCAGGAGACGGCCAGGAUACUCACAGGGGAAGGGGACGGCAUUGGGACAGAUAGCAAGGGCAAUAAGGGCGGCAAAAGCAGUAAGGGCGCCAAGGGUGGUAAGGGUGGCAAGGAUAGCAAGGGCGGAAAGGGGAAGGAAGAUGGCAAGAAGGCGGCGCAGGGGAAGGAUGCCAAAGGGGGGAAGGACACAGCGAAGGCCGGUGCUGCUGGCAGUGGUGGCAGUCACCCAGGAGGGGCUAAGCCGGCGAGCCCGAAGCAGCAGCAACAGCAGCAUAAGGCGAAUGAGGCGAAGGGAAAGGGGCACCCAGCGGGGAAGCAGCAGGGCAAGGCCCCGGGGAAGAAGGCUCCUGAAAGCAAGUCGCCUGGAGGGAAGGCACCUGGGGGGAGAGCAGCAGGUGGUAAAGCGCCUGGCGGGAAGGCUCCAGGGGGGAAAGCAGCGGCUGCCACGGCCACGCCAAAGCAAGUGGGGAAGGUGCAGGCAGGGGUGCAUCCAGCCAAGCGUGCCGCGGCUCAUGCUGGGGGGAAGGCAGCCGCAGUGGUGCCCAAGGGAAAGGUGCACCCAGCUCCUAAGCAGGAGAAGGCAGCAGGAGGAGCCAAGGGUAAAGGUGGGGGGGCUGUUGCGGCAGGGAAGCAGGGUGGUAAAGGGAAGGGAGCAGUGCCGGCUACUGGGAAGCUACGAGGGGUUGUUGCUGACCCCAAGAAAGGAGGAAAGGUGCAGAAGAGUUAGAAUGAGAGGUUUUGCAAUGUCCAUAGCGCAUGGGCGUGGGUUUUUAUUUUUAUGAGAUGUACUUGCCAUAGCUUAUGUAGGUGUGAUUAGGGUUAGGCCCUUCUGUUGUCUCUAAAAGAUCACUUCUGCAAUCUGGUACCGUCUCAGCUAUAUGGCAUGCAGAUACAGCGCGUGCGCGUUAGUGGCACCACCGUUCUCUCCCUGGCAACAGAAAAUGCCGCUUCACGAAUCACCCCCCCUGCGACAACAGCGAGGCUCGUUCCUUCCCCAGUUCCAGCCACACUCGUUGCUUCUUACUGAGCUCGCCGCCAUGGCGAAGGGAAAGGGCGGCGCGAUUCUGGUGAAGUUGCUGUCGGCGGCGGGGACGGGCUUCUUCUACGUGACCAAGAAGAAUCCGCGCAACCUGCCGCACAAGCUCGAGUUCCGCAAGUACGACCCGCGCGUGCAGAAACACGUGCUCUUCACCGAGACCAAGCUGCGAUAGGAGAUUCCCAAUGGACAGGGACGAGGUUCCGGCCGGCUUGCGUGUGCUGUUCACCGAGACCAAGCUUCGCUAUUAGAUUAAUCGUCGCUGCCGGGUCGCGUGGCUGUGAUUGUAACGAGGGAUUAGACUGUAUCCGUGCUGUGCGGGGCUGUUGCUGCGAAGAAUUGCCUGACUGACACUUUACGAACUAGCGUUUGGCCUUGUAACGGAGCAUUAUCAAUCCAUCUUGUAUCGCGUCUGUCGUAAAUCUGUUGGUGAAAUCGAGCACUCGGUCGGUCCGUAGGGCUGUAGCAGCGUCAAUCGAUUCGUUUAGACUAACUCGUUACGAGCCCCCCUCGCCCACUCUAAACGCAGCCUGUCGAGCCCCUCUCACCGCUCUGAACGCGUACACACCGGACCAUUAUUCACGGCGUCGAGCCUGUCAGCGACAUACCCGCGGACCGUUAUUCACUUGACUGUCUCCCCUGGCCUCGCGAUCGUAGACAGCCGUCAAUCGCCGUCAGUCGCCUUCAGUCGCCGUCAAUCUCUGGCCGUCAAUCGCUGACCGUCAAUCUGUGGCCGUCAAUCGCUGGCCGUCAAUCGCUGGCCGUCAAUCGCUGGCCGUCAAUCGCUGACCGUCAAUCUCUGGCCGUCAAUCGCUGGCCGUCAAUCGCUGGCCGUGAAUCGCGCCGUGAGCCGUGAGGGGCGGCGAUGGACUUCCAGGAGCUGGAGGCGGCGGAGGGUGUGCGCUUCUCGUGGAACGUGUGGCCCGCCACGCGCCUCGACGCCACGCGAUGCGUCGUGCCGUUCGGCGCUAUCUUCACGCCGCUGGCGGACAUUCCAGACUUACAGCUGGUUCCGCAUCCGCCGCUACUGUGCAAGGCUUGUGGCGCAGCACUCAACCCGUACUGCGCUCUCCAGUUCGGCAGCAGGAGCUGGGCGUGCUCGCUGUGCCAGCAGAGGAACCUCUUCCCGCCCAACUAUAGAGACAUAAGUGAGACCAACCUGCCCAUCGAGCUGUCGCCCAGCCUCAGCACCAUCGAGUUCCUGCUGCCGCACGCCGCCACGCC